AUGAGAAAUGGUACUAAACGGCCCAUUUCUGAAGUGCUACUGCAGAAACUUUCGAAAAUAUUUAUGUCAUUCAGCGAUGCUAUUGAGAUGGAUCAACCAAAAUUGACUGCCGUUCAAGCUCAUUUUCUUAUAAAUCAUUUUUUCAGAUUGAACCGACCGAACUUAGCUCAAUAUAGCAUUCAUUCUAUAACUCGUUCGGAUUUGGUUUCUUUCGAUGAAUUCAUUUAUACGUGCGAUUUGUUAUUUCCAAAUAAAUCUGAAUUUGAAGUGGGAUUUAUAUUAUAUCGAAAAGAUAAAAAGAUGAAUUAUAUCAGAAAACGAAAAAAAUGGUCAAUUUUUUGGUGUACAGUUUUGCCUGGAAAAAUUUCUCUGAAAUCAUUGAAUAAUGUUGUUGUGGACAAAGAAAUUGUAAUGCAUGUUGAUCGAAAUGCGAUUCUUCGAGAAGAAUUUGUCGAUCAUGAUUUGUUUUGCUGGAGUUUAUCAAAUGCUGACAAGGACAAAUAUUUAUUUGGACAUUUAGAUAAAUUAAAAUGUUCACAGUGGAUGUCAGGUAUGGAUUGUUUAAAUGAUUAG
Messenger RNA from Dracunculus medinensis (Guinea worm), 573 nucleotides. Lineage: Eukaryota; Metazoa; Nematoda; Chromadorea; Rhabditida; Dracunculidae. The record is from the annotation of a GenBank genome assembly.